UCCAAGAUGCCACCAGACGAAGCUAUCGAAGAACUCGUCACGAAAAUCUUUAAUUAUGAUCUUUGUAGCAGCAAUGCCACAGAAGUCACAGAAGUCAUCUGCCAUUCUAAACGGGUUCUAACAGACUUUUGUAGUAAAUUUAAUUAUAAAGUUAAUACAAAAGUCAAGGAAUUCAAAGAAAUAAGAAGAAGGGAAGGGAAUAUAGCUGCGCCAACAAGGAUGGAUAUCGAAAAAUUUAUGUCAGUUAAAGCCGUUGAACGAAUAUUAAACAGAUACUUAAAGCAAUAA
Messenger RNA from Funneliformis mosseae, 288 nucleotides. NCBI's taxonomy places the organism in Eukaryota, Fungi, Glomeromycota, Glomeromycetes, Glomerales, Glomeraceae. The record is from the annotation of a GenBank genome assembly.